AUGGAGCCGGCCGGGCCGUGCGGCUUCUGCCCGGUCGGGGAGACGCGGGACGCGCGCUACACCUGCCCGCGCUGCAAUGCGCCCUACUGCUCGCUGCGCUGCUAUCGGGCGCACGGGCCCUGCGCUGAGGACUUCUACCGCGACCAGGUGCUGGGGGAGCUUCGCGGCCGCAGCGCCUCGCCCAGCCGCCUGGCCAGCGCCCUGCGCCGGCUGCGUGAGCAACGCGAGACCGAGGACGAGCCCGAGGCAGCAGGCCUCAGCCCGGGCCCCGCACCCGGCGGACCUUCGGGACUCUGGGAGCGGCUGGCGCCUGCCGAGAAAGCAGCCUUCGAGCGGCUGCUGAGCCGCGGCGAGGCCGGGCGGCUGCUGCCUCCCUGGCGGCCGUGGUGGUGGGGGCGCGGGGACGGACCCCGGCUGGUGGAGGCGGUGGGGGACGCCGCGGAGCCCGAGCCCGAGCCCGCCCGGCCGCCCGCCGUGCCCGCCCGCAUCCCCGCGCUGGCCAGCCUGAGCCGCAGCCCGGCCUCGCCGCUCGUGCGCUUCCAGCUGCCCAACGUGCUGUUCGCCUACGCGCACGCCCUGGCCCUGUACCACGGCGGCGGCGACGACGCGCUGCUCCCCGACUUCUGCGCCACGCUGCUCGGCGUAUCCGGGGCGCUGGGCGCCCAGCGAGUCUUCGCCUCUUGCGAGGAGGCCCUGCAGGCCGCAGCCCACGUCCUGGAAGCCGGCGAGCACCCGCCCGGGCCCCUGGGGACGCGGGGCGCCAUGCGAGAGGCCAGCCGCAUCCUGCUGGGCCGGGGCCCCGCCGACCACAAAGGCUACACGCUGGCCGCGCUGGGGCACCUGGCUCGGACCCUCGGCCGUGCCCGGAAACAGACGGCGGCUGGCGAAGAGCGAGAUCGCCUCUACCGCGCCCGGAAGAAAUGCCAGUACCUGCUGGCCUGGGCCAACGAGAACGAGGCGGCCCUCGGGCCCCUGGCUGCAGACUGCGCCAGGGCGCACGGCGCGCACGCGGCGGCCGCGGAGGAGGUGGCCGCCCUGGCCGGGGAGCUGGAGCGGCUCUGGGGCGGCCCUGUGCCCCCCGCCGCACCUGCCCCAAGGACUCUCAUUGAAGAGCUCCCUGGCUGACCUGGGGGGCCCUGGUCUCAAUAAAGCGGAGAUUGGCCCU
Lepus europaeus (European hare) is the source of this 1165-nucleotide messenger RNA. It is a transcript of the gene ZNHIT2, whose product is annotated as zinc finger HIT-type containing 2. The transcript has a single exon. Bases 1 to 1125 code for a protein of 374 amino acids. Lineage: Eukaryota; Metazoa; Chordata; Mammalia; Lagomorpha; Leporidae. The record is from RefSeq and is a predicted model, not a curated record.